This is a messenger RNA of Sphaeroforma arctica JP610, 611 nucleotides long. RefSeq lists its product as hypothetical. Gene Ontology annotation, cellular component: ribosome. The record is from RefSeq and is a predicted model, not a curated record. NCBI's taxonomy places the organism in Eukaryota, Ichthyosporea, Ichthyophonida. The transcript has 4 exons. Bases 61 to 414 code for a protein of 117 amino acids. Gene Ontology annotation, molecular function: structural constituent of ribosome.
CAGAAUACGCAAGUAGCACAUACUUCUUUUUAGCGUCUUAGGAUAGAAUAGAUAGCCAUCAUGACUAACAGCUGGAUCUUCAAGUGUCAAGAUGACAACGGCAAGUGGACUGCCACGUGCACCACUGACGAUUCCCUUACCGUAGAAGGAUCUGACAGUAAGAACGGAAUUGAGCACAAUAUCUCCAAGGUUGUGGAGUCUGCUGCCGGCCCCGGACCCCUAAAGCUUGUACACCCAUACAUCACUGGUACCAAGACUCUGUGUGUGUUCUCUCGCCCUAUUGGAGGACCCGCUGGUUCCGCUGCCCCUGCUGCCGGUGGUGCUGCUGCUGCCCCUGCUGCUGCUGCCGCGGCUGCGCCCGAGCCUGAGGAGGAGUCCGAGGAGGAGGAUAUGGGAUUCGGUCUUUUCGAUUAAAUUCCUAGUCAGGUCAUUAUAAAUUCUAAUAAAGAUGUAUUCUAUGGACGUUACUAAGUACUGGACUUCGGACGUGGUUUACGGUUUGCUCAUGAUGAACAGUAUACCCAGAGUGAGUCAAAGGAUAUUUUUUGUGCACAGCCCCAAAGGGGCUGAAUACCUAAAUUUUAUAUAAAAGGCAGCCCAAAGGAUUCGAA